AUGGUUAGUUACCUGGAAAGUGAAAACCUGGGCUGUAGUCAGAAAAACUUGGGUUUGAAUUUAGAUGCUGCCUCCUUACUAAAUACAGGACUUGGACUAAGUCUCUUAAUCGCGCUGAGGUGCAGUUUCUUCCUCAAUAACAUGAAGAUGCCAUUUACCACAGGGGGUUGUUGGGAAGGAAAUAAAAAAUCGACUUCAAAAAUAACCAUGCGGAUCCCAUAUAGCACUCGCUGGUGCUUAAUAUUCUUCAUCUUUAUGAAUUUUCCAACCCUUCUUUCCUCUAAUAAAACCGAUAGAACCGCUCUACAAGCGGAGGACUCAUUUCUGGUCAGAUUGGGAAAAUGGAAAAUGCAGGUUGCAGAGGCCAAAUGCUUACUCCGAAUGGAAAGGUUAUCCCGAUACCAUAGAGAAGAUCUACGUUGCAAUCGCAUGUGGGAUGGAUGGCUGUGCUGGGAUGACACACCGGCUGGACAGACAACCACUCAGCCAUGCCCAGAUUAUUUUCCCGACUUCGAUACAACAGAAGUGGCUGUGAAACACUGUGAAAAAAAUGGAUCUUGGGAACUAACUGCUGACUUGAAUGAAACCUUGACUAACUACAGUAUGUGUUAUGCUUUCUCUGCUGAAAAAAUGAAGCAUGCAUACAUGAUGUUCUACGUGGCCAUUGUGGGACACUCUGUUUCUCUUCUCACCUUGAUAACUUCACUGGUGAUUUUCGUGUGUUUCAAGAAUCUUGCCUGCCAACGGGUUACCAUGCACAAGCACAUGUUUCUGACUUACAUUCUGAAUUCUAUUGGUGUCCUCGUCCACCUAACCCAAGUGGUCCCCAAUGUUGAGUAUGUGAACUCGGAUCCGCUGAGCUGCAAGAUUCUGAAUUGUAUCAACCACUACUUCAUGUUAUGCAACUAUUUCUGGAUGCUCUGUGAAGGAAUCUAUCUGCACAAACUCCUUGUGGUGAACGUGUUCAAUGGGGACCAAACGAUGAAGUGGUAUUACCUCUUGGGCUGGGGGCUCCCGGUGGUGCCAACUGUAGGCCAUGCUAUUGCUAGGCUGAAGCACUUCAAUGACAGCUGCUGGAUGAGUGUGGAAACCUACCUGGUUUACAUCAUCCAUGGCCCUAUCAUGGCAGCCCUGACGGUCAACUUCUUCUUCCUGAUCAACAUCCUCCGUGUGCUCGUGAAGAAGAUUAAGAAUGACGGCCAGCAUGACGCCUUGCGGUACCUGAAGGCAGUGAAGGCUACUCUGUUCCUGGUGCCCCUGCUGGGAAUCCAGUUUGUCAUCUUACCCUGGAGGCCUCACAGCAAGAUUCCUGCCCGAGUCUAUGACUACGUGAUGCACUUUCUGAGCCAUUUCCAGGGAUUCUUCGUUGCGAUGAUUUACUGCUUCUACAACAGCAACGUGCAGGAAGCCCUGCUGCGCCGUAUGCAGCAGUGCAAAACCCGCUGGGAGCAGCGCAGUGGGUACGCUUUGCGCCGGCAGGAAUACAAUAUUAUGCUGGCAGCUAUGGCUGCAGCUGCGGCUGCAGCCAAUGCUGAUCCUGGCGAUAUCCCUGUAUGCAUCUGCCACAGAGAGCCGCCGAGGAGCCGGGCAGCUGCCAACAACCGGGAGGGGAACAACAACAACAACGACGUCCAAUACGAAGUGGAAGCCCAAAUCGAAUUCAACGCGGGCGAGGAGAUUCAUGACAUCAUCCCGAUGGAAAUCUUAGAGCGGGAGUAA
Messenger RNA from Eptesicus fuscus (big brown bat), 1719 nucleotides. RefSeq names its product calcitonin receptor (gene CALCR). Gene Ontology annotation, biological process: positive regulation of cytosolic calcium ion concentration; cell surface receptor signaling pathway; adenylate cyclase-activating G protein-coupled receptor signaling pathway. NCBI's taxonomy places the organism in Eukaryota, Metazoa, Chordata, Mammalia, Chiroptera, Vespertilionidae. Gene Ontology annotation, cellular component: axon; plasma membrane. Bases 1 to 1719 code for a protein of 572 amino acids. The record is from RefSeq and is a predicted model, not a curated record. Gene Ontology annotation, molecular function: calcitonin receptor activity; amylin receptor activity. The transcript has 13 exons.